UCUUGUAUUCUUCUAAAAUAAACAGUAGAGAAGGAGUAGACUAGAAUAAUUCUUAACCUCUGAUGUGCAUGUGGAUAUUGAUAUUAAUAUUUUGUGAAUUAAAAAGAAGUUUAUGUGUUUUAUUAGAAGUCAGUAGUAUAUUCUAUUAUAAUAUAUGUGUGAUUUUGAGUAAUUAUAUGAGUCUGGCCUCAGUUAAUACUAGAAAGAAAUGGAUCUUAUGUAAAAAAGUCAAUCCUGAACUCUCGAGUGAAGUAAAAAUAGGUUAGGCUUUAUAAAGACUAUGUGCGUUCAUCUUACUUUCUGGUGUUAGUGUUUCAGUAAACAUAUUUAAGACAAUUAUUUUAAGAUGGCUGGGUCUAGUACUUUCAGUCGGCUUUUAAUUGUGAAUGGUCACCCAUAUAUUAUGAAAGAUGAAAUAGGCUUGAAUCCAGUACAGAGUUUUGGUUCUGACAUCUUACAACAAGCAAUAGAUGAUGUUACAACAACAGGUUCGAUUUCACCUGGUGUAGAUAGUAAUAACAUAAGUAUAAUUAAUCCUGAUCAAACUUUAAAUGUUAAUGGUUCAGGAAGAAAUGAAUAUGUAGCUGUAUUAUCAAAUGACCAAAAUCCUGAAGAAACAUCAACAAUCAGCCUCACAUUAGAACAAGCAGCAGAACUAGGUUUACAUGUUGCUGUGGAUAGUAUUAAUCAAAAUCUAGAACCAAAUUCAAACCUAAAGGAAGUUGACAUUUCUUCUGGAAGUAACCAGUACAUACAUCAUGUUGCAAAAUCUGAUGAAUCAAAUGAGACAGACUGUAUAAAAUUAGAUUCACAUCUUUGCAGUUUCACUCAGAAUGUGUUGCAUGAGGAUAACCCAAAUGAUUCAUUUUUAGACACUUUUAAUACAGUGAGUUUGUCUAAAGAUCAACAGAUUACUCUUGUGCCUAAUAUUGUCAAUGGUUCUGUUACUUAUACUCUUCAACUAUCAAAUCAAAAUAUAACAGAACUAGAAAACAGUGAAUUUUUUAGAUUAGGAGAUAGUUCUUCUGUUGGAGCUCAAAAUUCAGUUGAGAGUGGUUUAAAAUUGGAUUUGGAUAAUCUUGCUACGUCCUCUGACUUACACUUUAUCAAUUCUCCAGUAGAUAUUGUUUCUAAUAAAACUGUUGACAAUUCAGCUCAAAGUGACAUGGGUAAUAGUAAUUCUAAUCAGACUUACGGCCUUGUAUCAUGUAACUCUGAGAAUGUUACAUUUUUGAGUUUAUCUGAUGCAAUUCCAGUUAGUACAAAUAUUUCCGAUAUUGUAACACAUGUUAAUAAUGUAUCAGUAACACAACAGUCUAAACUAGUUGAUAAAGCACCUUGCCGCUCUACAGAUAUAUCAAAACAGAAGCUGUUUGUAACUCGAAGUGGGGAAUCUCUGUUGUUGAAACAAAGAAAUGCUGAUGUUUGUCAAAAUGGAAUAAGUAAUAAAAAUCCACAGCUUCCAAAGAGUAAGACCAAACAAAUCUUGAGUAGACCAAACCAAGUUUCUACUUUACCAUCCAAAGGAGUUAAUGAGUCUUUAAAUUGUCAGUUAAACAUUCCAGUUGAGCCAACAAUAGCUAAUGAUAAAGAUUUCUCUUCUUUCUUAAAAAGUAAUAACACAGAUAAACCCGAUACGUUACCGCCUGAAGUUGAAUAUGUUGCUUCCUCGAAGCAAAGUGAAAUAAGUGUUGAUAAUAGAACAGAGAUAGCAGCUGAUGGAAAAGUUGCACCAACCAUUAUCAUUCCCAGAAAGGGGGAUGUUCCAAAGGAGGUUUCUGUUGCUUUGAGUCGUAUACCAAUAAAAACUGACAGCAAGAAACCUUUAGGUUCCAAUGAAAAUCCUAUACAACUUGUCCAGCAGGGAAGCACUUUUCACAGUAUGCAAGCUUUGACUGAAGAUCAUAUUUCAAAGAUCAAACCAAUUCUGCAAGAAAAUUUUGACUCUAGAGUCCCAAGCAAAAAUGUUGUGUAUGAUCCAACUAGCAACACAAGAAUAAUUUACAGGAUUAUAAGCCCUGCGGAGGUAUCACUGCGCAAACAGGAUGAGUUCCCCAGGCGGAGGGGUAGACCUAAGAAGAUACGGACAGCUGAGAGUCAACCAGAGGAGUGUGGAGAAGGUGUCCCUCCACCUAAAAAAGCUUUUCCUAGAACAAGGUCAGGGAGAUUAUCCCGACCACCAAAACACAUGGUUCGAGACUACAAACACAUCCGUCGAGCAGAACUAGAUGACUCUGACGGAGCCUACUCUGAUUAUCAAAGUGACCACGAGGAAGAACUAGCCCCCUCUCUUGACACCGCACCUGUGGAUUUAUUACCUGGAUUGGUUGCAAAGAGGAAGAAUCACAAACGCAAUAUCUCUGCAGAUAAUCUAUGUCCAACAUGUGGAAAAAUUUAUUUGGGCUAUGUACGGAUGAAGAGACACUUUGACAAGUACCCUGAUCAUGGUAGCAUUGAAUAUCUCAACUCAGUACGCAACUCUCAGCCUGAUUCUGAAGCUGAAAGUGGUGCACACUUGCUGUGGAAAAAACGAAUGGGCAGGAAAAAAGGAAGAGGGAAAAACAACUUCUUCAUGACAGCAGACAAACGUACAAGACUAAAAGAGGCUUUAGACUGGUGUCAGAGUAAGGAGGUUGCUGAGAUUGCAGGUCCAGCAGUCGCCAGUGUGUUAUCUCUGUGGGAGCUGCUCAUGUUGAGGGUGGACUGUGUCAAGCAGGAUAGCCGUGUGGCUGCUCUAUACAAUGAGCUAUGUCAACUGCUGUGCAAACUUCGCCAGAUGGCACAUCGACUCUUCCGGCCGUUAGAUCACCCUCUCCCACCAGGCACUAAGCAUGUUACUGUCCAGGUUGAAGAUGAGAUCAUGACAGGACUCCUUGAUCUUCCUUGUGGAAUCUACCUGGCAUCUGAUGAAGAUCUUAAUGAAAACAUUUCUACUCCUACCAUUCAGGAACAUUCCUUAAACGAACCACAGAUGCCAUUAUCACCAACUGUACCUGUACCGAUACCUGUGAUUGACAAGAAAGAAACAGAAAAACCUGCCAAAAUGGACAUAGAUGAAGUGCCUCAACCAUUUCUUCUUAAUACUGAAGAGAUGAUCUGUGACACUGAUGAUAGGAGUCUUGUAAAUGUGGAUGAGAUUGUGAGUGAACGACUACAAAACUUUACAGGUAGUCAAUCUUCAACUGUAGAUGAAUUAAUGAAAGGGCUCAAUGAAUUAGAUCAAAGAAGUAAACUCGAGACAGAUGAUCUGAUGGAAGGCUUCUCGAUCGUGUCUCGAAGAACACAUGUGUCAGCUUCAACUGAAGAUUUGAUGAAAAGUUUGGAACAUUUUGAAUCUCACUUGAAUCAUGCUGAUGCGCCUAGUUCUUUAGAUAGAGACACUUUUGACAGGGUUUCAAAUGUGGAUACAUUAGACUUUGAGGUUUUAAGUAGAGAAUUUCAUUCAAAUAAUAGGUAAAAUUGUUCUACUUUAUAAUGAUUUAUUCAAUUUUAAAACGUAAAUGAUGAACAGCUUGAAAAGGCAAUAAAUUGUGCUAGUAUGCAAUACAACUAAUCAGUGUUUGCUUUUUAUGGUAUAGGUCUAAUUAUUGUUUUAUAUUUAAUUAGUCAUGAAGAGCUUAGUUAAUAUAAGAUUUCUUAGAAAGUUUACAGUAAAAAGUUCACAAACUUGUAAUUUAAUUGAUUAAUACAUUUUUUUUUUUAAUAAGGAAAAUGGAAUCUCUAUGUUAAUCCAAGAAACUAUAAUCUGACCUCAAUUCAAAAAUGUAAUUUGGAAUUCUAUCGUAAUUAAUUUUAAAAGUUUUGACUAAAGUGGGAAAACAUGGGGCAAAGCUGUCCUGUUUAUAAACUAGAAACUUAAAAAAAUAUUUUUUCCAAGUCUCAUUAAUAUUAAUUUGUAUAUCUUAUACUUUGUGACCAUUUAUUGUUUGAGCUCAAAAGAAAUCAUAGUAAUCCAAGUAAAUAGUGAGAUUUUUCCAAAUACGUUUCUGUUAAUAUUAUUUUAUUACCAUUUAUUUAUUGAAUGUGUUUUAUUGUUAUUAUGUUUUUAAUAAAACAUAUUUUGUUUUCACAUUUUUAUUUUUUAUUGUAAACUAUAUGUUUAAAACUAAAAUGCAGAUUUUAAAUAAAGUAGCAAAUUUAAUGUUACACGUAACAAUGUUAGCUUAAAUAAAAUUUAAGUAAGAAUAUGUAACAUUAGUAUAAAGAAUUGCUUACUUUGCUGCCUUAUAAAUAAAAUAAAAUAAGCACAAGUUUUGAUUCAGUAAAAAUAAUUAUUGUCUCUAUCUGUGAGUAAUAUCUUUGUACAUGAUGAAUAUUAAAUAUUAAUAUGGAAAGAAUGUUAAUCUGAAAAGUGUUUGCCAUGUACGCCAGUGUUAUAUUUAUUAUGGUUUCUAAAGGCAGGAAUCAACAAUAAAACCAGAUAUAUCUUGA
Messenger RNA from Homalodisca vitripennis (glassy-winged sharpshooter), 4431 nucleotides. RefSeq lists its product as uncharacterized. The transcript is spliced from 9 exons. Bases 347 to 3457 code for a protein of 1036 amino acids. Lineage: Eukaryota; Metazoa; Arthropoda; Insecta; Hemiptera; Cicadellidae. The record is from RefSeq and is a predicted model, not a curated record.